This is a messenger RNA of Fusarium redolens, 507 nucleotides long. RefSeq lists its product as uncharacterized. NCBI's taxonomy places the organism in Eukaryota, Fungi, Ascomycota, Sordariomycetes, Hypocreales, Nectriaceae. The transcript has 4 exons. The record is from RefSeq and is a predicted model, not a curated record. Bases 63 to 482 code for a protein of 139 amino acids.
GUGAGUUGCUACGGAACAUUUUAUUUCUAUCUCUGUUUUGUAAUCAUACCAAAUCCUGCAAGAUGUCUAACAAGAUCGUUCCUCUCACCAUUAUCAAGGGUGCCGGCCAUGAGCACAUCCCCAUCCCCGAUGGCGAAUGUGCCAUUAUCGCCGACUUCCAUUCCAUUCAGAGCCAGCGCAACGACUCCGCUCAUUAUUUGACUACAGGCUUCUAUAAGGUUGUCCCUGGCCCUACACGAUAUGGAUCCUACGACUACGAGGAGACCAAAUACGUUCUCAGCGGCCAAAUCGACGUAACUGAUGAGGCUACCGGUAUCACUCACCAUCUCGUUGCUGGAGACUGGGCCUUCUUCCACGUUGGUUCCAAAGCUCAGUUCUCCACCAAGUCCCAUGGCGUUGCAUUCUACGCUGUGACUCGGCCUGCAAACGACACUCCUCACAUUAACCUCAAGGGUCGCGAGGAGAGCACAUCCAAGUUGUAAAAGUUCAAAGAUAUCUUAGUCAGUU